AUGGAGAAUGUCUUCAGCUUCCUCUCCGUUUGCCAUCACAAACUCCACUACAGGUUGUUAAUCCUAGGAUUAGUCGCCGUGGAUUUGCUCUGCACGGUGUAUGUAAUCUGUGAGCUUCCUCCAUUCACGGGGGGAUACUACUUCUUAACGGACGACCGUGUAGUAGUUGCAAUGAGACGAUUAAGAUUGUAUGGUGGUUUCAGUAAUAUGUUUAUCUCAACUAUUUGGUUCCACUUCAACAAAGAUAUUAUCAGUAAUGUCGAGGUUGAAUUAAACCUUCUGGGUGUCAACCUUAUAAGUGGUGCUGCAGUUAGGAGGUGUUUAAACGAAAUUUCAAUAGUUUUUCUAUUUUAUAUCUCAACCAGUUUGUUAUACUUCUUAUCAAGCUGGGCAUUUUGGACACAACUGACGAUGUUGAUAAUCUACUUCAUCAACUCUUCCUUUGUCUUUGGCUGCUGUGGUCUCUUGAGCUGUUCUCUUCUCCAAUUGGGUUCCUUCUUCAACGAUUUCUUACGCUUCAAUAAACAUCAGGACUCUGUCUUAAAGUACCAGCGUAUCUCUACCGUUCUCGAAAAAGUAUGCCAUUUGUUCAAACUUCCCAUGUUCCUCAUUAUCAGCUAUAGCUUUAUCCUCAGUCUGUUCAAUCUCUACAUCUUGUUUAGCUCUUUACGACCUAAUCUUUUCUGGACCAAUGUAUUUCUUUUCUUUUGUGUCGUAUACUAUCAGUAUCCACUUUUGAUGGUGAUUCGAUCCUGUACUGAAUUGAACAAGAAGGUAAUUGCAAAACUGAUGAUAAUGAAGUACAACUUUCAAGUUUUCAGGUACAAAGCCGUAACCGAAACUCUCAAGAUUCAAGUACACUUACAGUUUGACGCGAUACAUUGCAUGGGUAUUUAUGAUAAGUAG
Molecule: messenger RNA, 906 nt
Organism: Nezara viridula (southern green stink bug)
Lineage: Eukaryota; Metazoa; Arthropoda; Insecta; Hemiptera; Pentatomidae
Source: the annotation of a GenBank genome assembly